This is a messenger RNA of Prorocentrum cordatum, 504 nucleotides long. NCBI's taxonomy places the organism in Eukaryota, Dinophyceae, Prorocentrales, Prorocentraceae. The record is from the annotation of a GenBank genome assembly.
AUGCAUAAAAGUAAUUGGCUGGAAGGCCUCUUGUGGGCCGCGUCCACCAGCGCCCUGCCGAUGGCCAUGGCGGCGCUGAUGCUCAUCAACGUGCGCCGUUUUGUCAGCCACCGCGUUGGUGUGAUGCCUCAGUUCUUCUGCGCGGCCAGCACCGCCAGGUCGUCCAGGAGGCCAUCAAGCCUGUCGUCGAUGUGGCCCCAUUUCUCCAUAGCGCACGGCAAACAGUUUUGCCGCAGAUGGUUUAUAGCGGUCCGCAGUGCACGUCACGCCCUCCUCCACUGCUGCGCCCGGAGUAGCGGCAACAACGUCCAAGAUGUGCCAUUCGGCGGGGUGCCGGACAGUGACGUCCAACAAAUGAUCUGGGGCAAUGGGGUGGCCAAACAGCCCGACGUCCAAGACGGCCUCAACCCAAACCUCGCUGCCACUCAAGCGGGGCUUCUUGAAGCCUACCUCGGGGACAACCUGCUCGGCCGCUUGGCCGGCAUCGCACCCAGCAUGCGCUAA